Molecule: messenger RNA, 3033 nt
Organism: Plasmodium cynomolgi strain B
Lineage: Eukaryota; Apicomplexa; Aconoidasida; Haemosporida; Plasmodiidae
Product: FtsJ-like methyltransferase
Exons: 3
Coding region: 1-3033 (1010 amino acids)
Biological process (GO): maturation of LSU-rRNA from tricistronic rRNA transcript (SSU-rRNA, 5.8S rRNA, LSU-rRNA); maturation of 5.8S rRNA from tricistronic rRNA transcript (SSU-rRNA, 5.8S rRNA, LSU-rRNA); rRNA methylation
Cellular component (GO): preribosome, large subunit precursor; nucleus; nucleolus
Molecular function (GO): rRNA (guanine) methyltransferase activity; rRNA (uridine-2'-O-ribose)-methyltransferase activity
Source: RefSeq, a predicted model, not a curated record
AUGGGGAAGAAGAAGAAAGUCGGGAAGGAGAGAAUUGACAAGUACUACAAACUAGCCAAGUCGGCAGGGUACAGAGCCAGAUCUGCAUUCAAGCUAAUUCAAAUAGCCCAAAAGUACAACAUUUUUAAGGAUGCAAAUAUACUAAUCGAUUUGUGUGCAGCACCGGGAGGAUGGUUACAAGUGGCAUAUAAAAAUAUGAAAAGAAGCAGCACCAUCAUAGGAGUAGAUUUAGUGCCCAUCAGAAAAAUAGAUAAUAAUGUCAUCACCUUAAAAUGUGAUAUAACGACAAGUGCCUGCAUUAAGCAGAUCAAAAAUAUAAUUAAAAAUGAAAAGGCUGAUGUGAUCCUAAAUGAUGGAGCCCCCAAUGUAGGAACAACCUACUCAUAUGACAGCUUUAAUCAAAAUGUCCUUGUCCUUAAUAGUAUCAAAAUAGCCAACCUUUUUCUAAAAAAAAGAGGUAUCUUUACUACCAAAGUUUUCAGAAAUGAAGAAUACGUAUCCCUAAUAUGGGUUAUGGAAAAAUUGUUUGGCCAAGUGAAACAUGUAAAACCAAGAAGUAGUAGAGAAAUAUCCUCCGAAAUUUACCUAAUCGGUUUGAAUUUUUUAAGUACUAAGGUGGAUAAGAAACUGUUUGAUUAUACCUACGUUUUUAGUGAACAGUUUAAGCAGGAAUCCAAUAAGGUAGUCACAAAUAAUGACAGCGACAACGACAUUUUUACCGAUUCUAAAAAAAAGAAGAAAAAUAGACAGGGAUACGACCUAGGGGAUGAUUAUCGUGUCACAGAUAUAUGCAACUUUAUCCAUAGUGAUAAUUAUGUUGAUUUACUCAUCAAAACAAAUAAAUUCACCUUCGAUAAGGACUACCUCACUUCGGAAGACCCCUUGGUUAGGAGUACUUAUACUGCCAUUUAUAAAAAUACCAGCACCACGCAAGAGAUUCUGCAGCUCUGCAAGGAUCUUAAGGUGCUGGGCAAGUCAGACUUAUUUCACCUCAUCAAAUGGAGGUAUAAAGUUAGGAAGGGCAUCGUAAGCGUGGGAGGAGAGGCCCAAUCGAGUCAAACCGUAGACGUAGAAGAGGAAGACAGUCAAGUGGUAGCCCCCGUGAAGGAAGACCCACCCAUCGAGGAAACACGAACGGGCACCACGAAAGCUUCGCUGCAGGAAGAUGAACUGAGUGGUUCCUCCGACGCCGACUCGGAAAAAGAUGAAAUAAACGAAUUUUCAACCCAAAUGGAAAAAAAAAAUAAAAAGGAACAAAAAAAAAAGGAGAAAAAAUUGAAAAAAGAACUAGAGAAAAGAAAAAUGAACAAAUCGAUCAACCCCGAUUAUGACGAAAAUGAAAUACAUUUUAACAAAAAUAUGUUAAAGUUGCUGGAUGAACAGUCCUUCGAGGAUCACCUGAACAUACUGAGUGGCAGCAAAAAUAACGACAGGCUGGAGAUUAACCAAGAAAAUGAUUCGUCCAGCGAGAAGGAGGACAAUGCACAGAUUAACGAUACAAAUGAGUCCCAAAUGGACCGCAUAGAAUACCUUGUCAAUUUGGAUUAUGAACAGCAAAAAAUGAAGGAGAAGAAAAUGAACGAAGAGAAAACCAACGAGAAAUUGACCAGGCGGAAAAGAGCAAUGGAUUACAAGAACGAGGAGUUGAUGAAAAUCCAGAAAAUCAUGGAGUUGAAAAAUGAAGAGUUGAUGAUGAAGAGGAAAUUGCACGAGUAUCUCAGUGAUGACGAGGAGACAGACGAGGAUGACACGGAUGAGGAUGCCACAGAUGAGGAUGCCGCAGAUGAGAAUGCCGCAGAUGAGGAUGCCGCAGAUGAGGAUGCCGCAGAUGAGGAUGCCGCAGAUGAGGACGUGGUUGAUGAGGGCAGCGACGCUGCGAAGGGACGCCUCCACCCCGGCAAACGCGGCAAAGACGAAAUGAAGAACGAUGAAAAAAAUGCUUACGAAGAGGCUCUCCAGCAAAACCAACAUAUACACAAAAUGGUAGACAAGAUAAUUCGCUUAAGAAAAGAUGUUAAAAGGGAAGAAGAAAAAUCUAAUGUAAAUCGUUUUUUUGACCAAAAGAUAUUUUCCACGAUAUUUAAUGAAAUGGAUGGUGAGUUGGAUGAUAGUGGCGCUGUGGAGGAGGGCCCCAAAGGUGGGAAAACACGUAAAGGUGGCCUUGCGGAUGGCGAUGAAGAUGGCGAUAUGGAUGCUGACACGGUUGACGACUCGGGUGACGAUGAAAAGUUCAACGAAUUGGACGAGCGCCAAUUGCCCAAUAUCCCACUGCCAAACAAGCUAGCCAGAAAGGAGAGAAACAAAAAAUUAAGAGAAAAAUAUGGAAACAACGAAGUAAAGAUGAAGAACACCACCUUUUCAAUUGUAAAAACAGACGAAAGUGGGCAAGGCAAUGUAGGUACAUAUUUUUCCAACCUAAUUAAAGACGAAGAUGAAUUGGCAUUCAUAAAAUGCAUCGGAGAAAAAUUAAUUCAUAAAAAAAGCAGAAUGGAUCUGAUAGACGAUUCGUUCAAUAGGCAUUCUUAUUUGGAAGAUGAAGACACGCUGCCCGAAUGGUUUGUGGAGGAAGAAAAGAAAUUUAGAAGGCCCGUUAUCCCAAUCGACAAAUCCAUCCUAAAUCAAUACAAGAGCAGCAUUAACAAAAUUACGAAAAUGCCAAUUAAGAAGGUGAUCGAAGCAAAAAUGCGAAACAAAAAGAGAGAAAUUGCGAAAAUGAAAAAACUGGAGGCAAAAAUUGGAAAAAUUGAAAAGGAUGAGGAAGACCCCUUCCUUAAGCACAAGGCCAUUACGAAUAUAUUAAAGAAGAACAAAUCAGAAAAAAAACGAGAAAAAUCGUACGUUGUUUGUACCGGAAAAGGUUCCAAGGUGUCGAACAAGAAAAACAAAAAGGGAGGUAGGACAAUGGUUAAGUAUGUCGACAAGAGGCUGAAAAAGGAUAAGAAGGCGAAGAAGCGGGUAGAAAAGAAGAAAAAAAAUAUAUCAAGACGAAAAUACUCCAAAUCGAGGCCUUUCAAAUUUAAGCAGAAAAUUUGA